Sarcophilus harrisii (Tasmanian devil) is the source of this 11160-nucleotide messenger RNA. It is a transcript of the gene SEZ6L, whose product is annotated as seizure related 6 homolog like. Bases 272 to 3328 code for a protein of 1018 amino acids. Gene Ontology annotation, biological process: synapse maturation. Gene Ontology annotation, cellular component: endoplasmic reticulum; neuronal cell body. NCBI's taxonomy places the organism in Eukaryota, Metazoa, Chordata, Mammalia, Dasyuromorphia, Dasyuridae. The transcript is spliced from 17 exons. The record is from RefSeq and is a predicted model, not a curated record.
AGCCCGACGUCCCCUCCCCCUCACUUCCCUCCCUCUCUCCCCACGCGCGCCGCGGGACCGACCCGGAGCCUCCGAAAGCCCGAGAGCAGGGGAGCCGGCCGAGCCCCAGCCCUCCCUCCCCCCUCGUUGUCCUCCUCCCCCCCCCCUCCUCAGUGUCUCCUUCCUCGUCUCCGUUCCUUCUGGUCAGUCCGCUCCGUGGGGCUCCCACUCGCUCGGCUGGUGAGCCCUCGCCGCCGCCGCCGCCGCCACCUCCACGGCGGUCUCCUCCAGGAUGCCCGGGACCCGGCCGCCAGCCGCGGGGCUCCCGCCGCUCGCGCUGCUGCUCGUCCUUCUGCUGGGGAGCCAGGCGGCUCAGCUGGGAGAUGCUUCCCCAGAAGGGCGGCUCGGGCCCUCGAGCCUGCACCACCUGCAUUCUGAACAAUUGGCCAACAACAAGAUCAGUAAGGAGAAUGCUGAGGGCAAAGUCAGCACCACGGCCAGUGCAGCCCUGCCUGGGGAAGAGGCUGCAGAGCGUGAGCUUGAGGGGACAGUGCCGGCCCACCCUGAGAGCCUGCCUGUAUCCACGGCCCUCGCAGAGGCCUCUGGGAAGCACACCUUCCCAGCAAGGAAGAAGCCCCCCUCUCUCAAGCAAGUGAACACAGCAAGGAAGCAUUUGAGACCAAAGACUACUCCUUCCAUACUUCAGAGAACGGCUUCCCAGCCUGCUCCCUCCAAUCCCGGCUUCUUCCUCUUUACCGAAAAACCCCACGUGGCAGGGGACAUGGCCUCUGGUUCCCUGGAGGGCAAACACGGGCCAGCUGAACAGCCCUCCUGGCUGGGCCGGAAAGGCGGCGGUGGCCCCACCACCCCAGCUCCCCUGGAGAUCUCCCCCUACACCUCACUGCCUCUUCUAGAACACACCUUGCUGCAAAGCCCAGAAGAGCCGGAGGCAUCCAUUCCCACAGCUCAGGAUGCUCCCGGAGAGGAUGGAGCCAGUCCCAUUCCUCUGAAGGAGAAUGAUCUAGCCAGCUCAGCCUCAGAGGAGAGCCAAGAGACAACCACCUCCACCAUCAUCACAACCACGGUCAUCACCACAGAGCAGGCUCCAGCUCUCUGCAGCGUCACCUUCUCUGAUCCUGAGGGCUACAUAGACUCCAACGACUAUGCCCCACUGCCCCUGCACAGCUUCCUGGAAUGCACCUACAAUGUGACUGUCUACACCGGCUACGGCGUGGAGCUCCAGGUGAAGAGUGUGAACCUGUCUGAAGGAGAGCUUCUCUCCAUCAGAGGAGUGGAUGGCCCCAACCUGGUGGUAUUAGCCAAUCAGACCCUUUUGGUCGAGGGACAGGUGAUCCGAAGUCCAACCAAUACCAUAUCCGUCUACUUCCGAACAUUCCAAGAUGAUGGGAUUGGAACUUUCCAACUUCACUACCAGGCCUUCAUGCUGAGUUGCAGCUUCCCCCGGAGACCUGCUUUUGGAGAUGUCACAGUGAUGGACUUGCAUUCAGGUGGGCUUGCUCAUUUCCACUGCUAUCUGGGCUAUGAACUACAAGGUGCCAAGACGCUGACUUGCAUCAAUGCUUCCAAACCUCACUGGAGCAGCCAGGAGCCCAUCUGCUCAGCUCCCUGUGGAGGGAUUGUCCACAACGCCACCAUUGGCAGAGUUCUCUCGCCCAGCUAUCCUGGGAACACCAAUGGGAGUCAAGUGUGUGUGUGGACCAUUGAGGCACCAGAAGGCCAGAAACUACACCUACACUUCGAGAGGCUCUCCCUGAGUGAUAAGGACAGGAUGAUUGUCUACAGUGGCCGGACCAACAAGUCCACUGUCCUCUAUGAUUCCUUCCAAACGGAGAGUGUUCCCUUUGAGGGCCUGCUGAGCGAAGGUUCGGCCAUCCGGAUCUACUUCAUGGCGGAAGAGGCCAGGGCCACCACAAUCUUCAAUAUUCGAUUUGAAGCUUUUGAGAAAGGCCACUGCUAUGAGCCCUACAUUCAAAAUGGCAACUUCACCACCUCAGAUCCAACCUACAACAUUGGGACCACGGUGGAGUUCACCUGUGACCCUGGUCACUCUCUGGAGCAGGGACCUGCCAUCAUUGAAUGCAUCAACGUCCGGGAUCCUUACUGGAAUGAUACGGAGCCCUUGUGCAGAGCCAUGUGUGGUGGGGAGCUCUCUGCAGCAGCUGGAGUGGUACUUUCCCCAAACUGGCCUGAGCCCUAUGCAGAGGGAGAGGACUGCAUCUGGAAGAUUCACGUGGGAGAGGACAAAAGGAUUUUCCUGGAUAUCCAAUUCUUAAACCUGAGUAACAGUGACAUCUUGACCAUCUACGAUGGGGAUGAAGUCAUGUCCCAUAUCCUUGGGCAGUACUUGGGCAACAGUGGACCUCAGAAGCUCUAUUCCUCUAGCCCAGACCUCACCAUUCAAUUCCAUUCAGAUCCCGCCGGCCUCAUCUUUGGAAAGGGUCAAGGGUUUGUCAUGAGUUACAUAGAGGUAUCAAGGAAUGACUCCUGUUCAGAUUUGCCUGAGAUUCAGAAUGGCUGGAAAACCACAUCUCACACAGAGCUGGUGAGAGGAGCAAAGAUCACCUACCAAUGUGACCCUGGCUAUGAUAUCGUAGGCAGUGACACCCUCACUUGCCAAUGGGACCUGACAUGGAGCAGUGAUCCACCCUUUUGUGAGAAAAUUAUGUAUUGCACUGACCCUGGGGAAGUGGACCAUUCAACUCGUUUGAUCUCGGAUCCCGUGCUCCUUGUUGGAACGACCAUCCAGUACACCUGCAAUGCCGGCUUUGUUCUCGAAGGAAGCUCCCUCCUGACCUGUUACAGCCGAGAAACAGGAACGCCCAUCUGGACAUCCCGACUCCCUCACUGUGUCUCUGAAGAAACUCUGGCAUGUGAUAAUCCAGGGCUGCCUGAAAAUGGCUACCAGAUAUUAUACAAGCGGCUUUACCUGCCAGGUGAAUCCCUCACAUUCAUGUGCUAUGAAGGUUUCGAGCUGAUGGGAGAAGUGACUAUCAAAUGCAUCUUGGGUCAGCCUUCCCAUUGGAGUGGACCACUACCUGUCUGUAAAGUUAAUCAAGACAGCUUUGAGCAUGCUUUAGAAGUAGCAGAAGCGGCAGCGGAGACCUCCCUGGAAGGGGGCAACAUGGCGUUGGCCAUAUUCAUCCCAGUGCUCAUCAUUUCUCUGCUGUUGGGUGGGGCUUACAUCUACAUCACCAGGUGUCGAUACUAUUCCAAUUUGCGCCUGCCCUUAAUGUACUCCCACCCCUACAGCCAGAUCACAGUGGAGACUGAAUUUGACAACCCAAUUUACGAAACAGGGGAAACAAGAGAAUAUGAAGUUUCGAUAUAAAGACGGUUCUGCUCAGAUGUGACCUUCAAGAUGUGAAUGACAAUAGGACUUCCUCAGUAACUCAUCCAGAGACCACGCGGCAUUCGAUUGAAACCCCUGGCUCUUCCAUUGUCUUUCCUUUAGACUCUUUAUUGAAGAUUUCCUGUUUUCUUCACUGUAUUUAUUAUAUUUAAGUGGAAAUAGGUGUGCUCGGCUGUUUGGGGUGGCUGUCCAGGCCAGGCACUUGGCACACUUUCAGUGCCAAGGGCGGGUGUGUAUGUGUGUUUGGUCUUUAAGGUUAAAGGGAGGAAGAUGGGCCAUGAUCUGCUGGUGAAGUCUCUCUGGAUGAUGGCACAAAAGAAAAUGGUACAUUGGCAAGGUUGCUGCGAUGUCCAGACUUAGGGACACCAGGAGUAAGGCUGUGAAGGUUUUGGGGGGAGGAUGUGUCUCUAGUCAGCUAGAGAUGUUACAGGCCAGAUGGCUCAAGCUCCACAGGACCAUGGUCUGGCCCUUGGAGAUGACCCAGGGACAUUGGCCAGUUUGAUCUCCAAUGUGAUGCUGUGCUCUCAUGCUCAUCCUUUAGGUUUUAACGACACUUUGUCGAGGGGUACCAAAUCUUACCAGUCCCUGCUCAUUUCUUGCCACUUCCCUCCCUCCCUUCGGAGAUAUCCAAGGGACAAAAACCAUUGUUCUCAUCGUCCAACAUUUUCAGCUUUACCUGUUCAUGUCAUUGGCUGUUUGUGGAGGUAGAUGCUUAUUUCCAAAGUCUCUGAAGUCAGAGAUAUCUUCUCUCUCCAGCUUCGUCCUUGACUCAGGAAAUUGGCACGAGAGGGUCAAUGAUUUCUCUAGGUCUCGGCGGGAAGAGGAGACAAAGGGAAACCUGACUCCAGAUUCACAAGCUGCCUAUGUGGCUUCCUCCCCUGCUGCCCACUCCAUAAUGAUAAAGAGAGAUUUGACAUUCACUGUAGCUGCCAGAAAUUAGCAUGCAUUUAGGCAGCAGGGUCUUUUCAACUCUGCUUGCCUAGGAGUCUUGGGGGAUGUUUAGCUUUCUUUUCUCAUAUUUUAAAGACUGUGUCGAUCUUUGGAUUCCAAUUAGGGGCAAGAUGUCUUAAACUGAAAAGUUAGCUGAACUGUCUCUGAGCCCGCCCCCCCCCAACCCCUGCCAUAUAUUUCCCACUUUGAUUCUCCUUCGUAAAUAGGGGAUUCCAUCAAUCAACAAACAUUUUAUAGCACUUAUACCGUGGCUGGAACCUGAGUGAUAGAAAAAAUAACUAUAGAGAAUAAAACAAUCUCUGCCCUUAAGAAAUUUGCAUCCACCAAGAGAGGAUAGACUGGCUCGAUCCAUUUGCAAGUGUCUGUAAAGCACCUACUAUGUGUCAAAUACUGGGAGAAAUGCUAGAGACAUAAAAAUCUAACAGUUCCUGCCUUCAAGAAACUUAACAAUCUAUGCGGGAGAAGACAUAUCCAUAUUGAAGUAGGUGCAAAAGACAGCCAAAGCAAACAGAAAGUAACAUGGGUGAGAAGGCAUUGGCCUGAAGGAAUUCUCCCAGCUGGGUUUUUGAAAAGCACAUUUAAAGGUCUAAAACUGCAGUUCCCAUUUCUCAGAAGGUCUAAGAGGGAGUGGGGCAAGGAGUGACAAAGUGAUGACAGUAAAAGGCAGAACUGAAGCCAACUAUACAUUUUUUCCUUUUAGGGCAUUAUGAUGUAUGAGGCAGGGGGUGGAAUCUUGAUUAACCACUGGGGACUCUAGUAAAACUGAGAACAUAAUGUCGUAUAAGUUACCUGCUGAAUGUCUCCCACGUGGGUCAUAGAAAUCUCCUGGUAGAUAUUGAUCUACUACAGUUUAGAGACUCCCAGCAGUCAAAGUGAUAAUAAAUCCAACUACCAUCUCUUUGCAUUUUUCCCUUUUUUCUUCUCGAUGUUUCUUAUGUUGAUUGCCAAUGUCGAAGAGGCCCCCACCAUCUAUCUGCUUUGUCCUCCUCUCCCCACUUGUAUCUCAGGGUAAUGGGAAGAAUGCAGAAAGAAUUAUGAAUUUGUGUGUGUAGUAGACAUGGAAUGAAAGGAAAAAGGGCAUCCAUCUAGGACUUCAAUCAAGCUGAUAAUAUUCACUGCUCUGCACAACUGUUGAGAGAAGUGACGAAACUUUAGGAUAUAGAGAUUAGGUAGCUUUGGCAAUCAGGGAAGGCACAAAUCCCCUUUGGACACACAGUACCAGGGCCUUUUUACUGUUCUCCCAACCCAGUCACAUCAGCUGGCUAUAUGUAGCCAGCCAAUGUAGAAUUCUUUCCCCCACUGAGGUUAUCAUUCAAAUAACACUGGAGGUGAAGUUGAGGUUAAGGAUGGGAUGAAGGGAUGAAGAAACUCUAUACUUUGUUUUCCUCCCAUUUCUAGCCUAGUGCAUACCCAGAUCAUUGGGACCUGUGUUUACAACUCCUGAGUUGAAAUCCCUUGGCAUAUGUCCCAGGUCAGGGAAUGGAUUUGGAUAGAUAUGGGAGUUUUUAUUAUCUCCUGCCUCCAAAUCCAAGAAUUCUGGAGUAGAAAGGGAUCACAGUGAUCAUUUAGUCCAAUAUAUGUUCUCUGUAAUACUUCCAGUCAUUCCUUGAAAAUUCCAAAUGAGAGGGAACCAGUUGCCUCUCAAAGUAACUGGUUCUAUUUUAGAUAUCUCAUUAUUGGGAAAUACUUCCUUGCUUCCAGCUUAAUUUAUCUCCUCCCAACUUUCCCCACCAUUGUUCCUGAUUCUGUCUUCCAAGACCAAACCAAAACAAUUCUCCCCUGCCACAGCAUCAAGAUUAUUUAUUUCAAACUGAUUUUUGGUGUUAAAAGCUCCUCUUUUCAUAAGAAGAAUCCUUUGGGUAUCUCAGUUAACAGACUGAAAUAUCUUGGAAUGAAUGGAACAGGUUUGUCACCUCCUCUCUGGAAAUCUAGACUUAUUUCUGAAUGAGGCUCGGGACUUUCCCUUCAUGGUUUAAAAACAUUCCAUACCCAUGUUAUUAAGUUCAACUUCCCCAAGAUCUGCUAGUAAGGUCCAAUAUGAGAACCAUGUUUUUGAUGGUAUUCCCCACCCACUCCUUAAAUAGAGUCAAAAUCCUUCCUGGGAAUGAAUGGCUUGUGGGAUGUUUGGGGAAGUAAAAACCAACUAUAAAGGAAAUUCAAUGUGUUUUUUUUACAGGCAAAACUCAGUCUUUUAUUUAUAUCUGAUGUUUCAUCUAACUCUGUGCCAACUGAAAUGAAACUAUAUUCUGAAACAUAAUGUAUUUAUGAGGGAAAACGAAACAUUUUCCUCCUAUAAAGUCUUAACUCUAACCUUGCUCUCCCUAAAGGGAUCCAAGCUGGGCAUUCCUAGCAAUGUUCCUUUGGAUGGAAAAGUCGGUGGUAUUUUUUGGGGUGCCGAUGUCUUUUUUCCCAGUCUUCCUAGUGCAGUAUCUGUAACCAUGAUGACGUUUUAAAAAUCUGUUCUAGUCUAGAGAAAGGUAGUGUGGAUCCUUGUGAUGUAAAAUACUUUGAAGAAGAUAGCUUUUUUUUUCUUUUUCACAGAUCUGACUGUGUAUUUGUAAUUCUUAAAGGCAAAACAAAACAAAAAACCAGUGCCAAAAAUGCACCAGGCAUGUCAUUUCAGUUCAUAUAUGUCAUUUUAUAAAGAUGAUACUAAAAUCAUUGGGAUUAAAUAUUUUGGAUGUGAUACUUCCUUGGAGGAAUUUGAAAAGUUGAGUGGACAUUCCUAAUAAGCAAACCAUGUAUUUAAACAAUUGAAACUGAGUUUACAAUGAUUGAAGCUUCAGAAAAAAAAAUGUUGAUUCCAACUUAUCUGUAACCAGAUCUCCAUUGUUUAGAAACUUAUCUGCUUGGCACUCCCCACUUUGGGUUCCUGGUAAUGUUGAAUCAACAUAUUAGCUCACUUUGUCUCACACACAAUUCCUCCCAAUUAAAUGUAUGAUUUAACUGGCAUUAGGAGUCCCCAAUAAGGAAACACAAUAUGGAUCACUUACCAUUUUGCAUCUUAUAACCUUAGAGUAUUGCCAGGGACAGAGGCAGGUUAAAGGCCUUACCCGGCCUCACACAGCCAUUGACGUCACUUCAUCUUCCCAACUCCGAGGUGAUCUCUCCAUCCGCUGUGCUAUUACAGCACAACAUAAGUAUUCCUAUAGAAGCUAGAUGGAUAUAUGUGAUGGCCUGAAAUAGCCCUGGAUUGGAAGUAAGAGGACUUGGUUCUAAGUACAGUAUGACACUGGACAAGUCACUUCCUAUCUUUACUCCUCAGUUUUCUCAUCUGUAAAGUGAUGAGAGAUUGGACUCAGCGAUGAUCUCUAAGAUCCAUUAAAUCUCUGAUUCUAUGAUAUUUUUACAUGCUUAUCUACCUACUCCUGAACAGUUCCUUAAGGCUAUAAGUUGCAGAGCAGAUGCCUCUUGCAAUGGCUAAGAGUUCCUCACUGGGAACUCCCUACACUGAUGAAAUCAUUACUAUAGCUAGAUGUAUAUGUCUAUAUUUGCUACAAAUAUUAGUCCUUCUGUAUCAUCCCAAAGGCAAAGUUCAGAUGAUCCUUUGAAGUAUCAGAUCAACAGCUUUGGACACCUCCUAAGAACCAAAAAGACCCCUGACACUGAGUAGUCAGGAUGUCCUGUGGAAUGCUAUGGCUGAAGUUUGCAGAGAGCUGUCCGGUCCUUUCUGGAGGUUACUCCGGAGGACACAGUAUCUCUUUUUGACAGAGAACAGAUUAGCUGGAAAUGAGUGGCUCCCAGUAUCUCAUGGUGGACAAUAUCUUCUCAGGAAUGACUGAGCCAGGUUUUGCCCCAUGGAUUUUCAUCUUCCUUUUCUUCUCCAAAUGAAUGUGCUCUAGAUUUUUAAAUCCAGAUUUGGGCCUCUAGAAUUGGUACCUUAGAACUUUAAAAUGAUGAGACUGGGCCAUUGUUUCCACAUCUGUAAAGUGAGGGUACAGGACUAAGACUCUCUGUGUGUCAGUUCUCCAUCAGUCAUUUCCCACAUAAUCUUUUAGAAAAGUUCUAAGCAAAAUGGCAAUACUUUAUCUUCCUUUUCUUCUUUUGGAGGUAGUGAUGGAAAGAGCAUUGGAUUUGGAGUCAGAAGCUAUAGCUAUGCUGCUAACUACCAGUGGGGCCUGGAACACAUCAAAUAUCUCUUGGCAACGGUGCCCCAUCUGUAAAAUAAGGGCAUUGAACUAGCUGAUUUUGGUGGGGGGGGUCCCUUCUAGCCAUAAACCUGUGAUCCCCAAACUGCUUCUAUUCUCCUACUUGUAAAUAUCAACUCUAGUAACAUAAAUGAAGCGCAGUAAGUUGUACAAGUCACCUUUGUCAAGUGCACGAUGGUUCAUGGCCAACUGGCAUAUCCUAAUGGUGUCUGGUCUCGAUCCAAUGGACCUGAUAUUUAAGCCAAUUGGCCUUUUAAGUAUAUGGGAUGUACUAGGGCUGGGCUACAAAACUCAACAUGAUUCUGAGACCAUCUGAGAGGGCAAAUUUGAACAAAAUGGAUUUGGGAGAAUUGCUAUGAUCUAGAGUCAUCUCCUCAUCAUACCCCAGAAAGUGCAGAGAAGCAACUGAACAGGCAGAUUUGUUCUGAGGUCCAGGCUUGUGAAGUGGGGCAGGUCACAGCGUUCCUUUCCCCUUGGAAUAUCACAUUAAAUGUUUGUAUUUUUUGACCCGCCUCAGCUAGUUCCAGAGGUCAGUCAGUCAAAUGUUUUCAUUUACCUACCACAUGCUCAGCACCAUACUGUCAACAUGCAAAUUUAUCACUUGGACAACACCUAGAUAUCACACAGAACAUAACAAGCAUUAUGGAUUCACAGAAUAUCAGAGUUGACAGGGACUUCAGAGUAAAAAUAAGAAUAUCUUCCAUAAUGUUCUUCUUGUUGUCUUUGUUCUUGAAGAGGACCAAUGGCGUCAGGAAGGUGAUGUCUUGGCUUGGGAGUGAAUUGAAUUUAAGUGAGACAGUGUUAUGCCUUGAUUUCUCCUCCAGAGUCAUUAAAGUCAGUGGCAAAAUAAAAGCCAUGACUUAGAAGUAGUGAAUGACUUUUGCCUUUCAGGCCUCAGUUUAUCUGACCUUAUCCAUUUGGUGACUAAGGGGUAGGUAAGAAUCAAGAUAAGAGAUAAUUUAAUUUACCAUAACAAAAAUCAAUUUAUUAAAUUGGGGGGAAAUAGGAGCCUAUCUUUGAAAAAUUUCCAAGGAGGAAACUAGUAUCUUCUGAGUUGACUCAUAGUACAAAAUGAGGCUACUGAACCAAAACUUCCCUAAUCAAUAAGAUUAGUAAUGUACCAAUUUAGGCAAUUGCAACACAAUCACCAAGAUCAACCAAGCGGUUUCAAAGGUAAAUAACAACAAUAUUCAAAUGGCAUUAUGAUUUCAUUGAUUCAAGAGCUUUCUUCAAUGAUACUAAUAAUACAAGAGCUUUUAACUUCACUAGUCUAGUUCCAAUACAUGAUUGAGCAAUCUCGGAUUGCAGUUGCUGAUUUCCCCAAUCAAUCUCAUCUUUUAAAGAAAGCUAUCCAUAAUAAGAACCUGGCUUCCGAUCUUGUUGACUGACUGAAUUCUAUGUGGUCAUAUUGUCACAGCUUAAAACCUGAUGUCCGAUGAGGAAAAGAUCACAGAAUUAUAGGAUGUCACAGUUGGAAUCAAGCUCAGAAGGCAACUUUUCAACCUAUACCAUCAUACCCCCACAAACACACUCACACAACAAUCCUGAAAGUCAUCCAGCCUCUGCUUGAAGACCUCCAAUGAGGGGGGACCUACUACCUCGUAAGGCAGCUCUUCCCACUUUUGGAGAGCUGUGCUUGAUGGGAAGUGCUUCAUUGUCAAAUGUUCCAAGGAACCUGUGAUUUUAUGAAUAUGGAUCUUCCCUCCAGUGAUACAGAUCACAACCAUCCAUGCCUUUUCAUCCUAGGUGACUUGUCCAUGUCCCCCAAUGGGUUUGCCACAGGGGCUCUACCCAACAUUCCAGGAAACCUACCUCCCUUUCUCUUGACGACAUGAAAUUUUCCUUCUAUUGAGCCUAAAUGUGCCUCUUUGCACCCAGUAAGAUCAUCUGGAGAAGAAAUCUUCAGGAUGCUAAAUGAAGCCAAUAGAAACAGAAGUGAAGAACUGAACUUAAAUCCUUAAGUGUUCCCCCCAACUUAAAUGAAAGAUGUGUCAUGAAAAGAUAGGGAAAGUAGUUGGCAAUUUUAUGGACUCCAUCCCAUUCUAAGUUUUAGAAAAUAACCUGCUAAAGAAUGAAUUCAUCAUUAUCUGUAAGUCACAUCUCUUUCCUGGGGGGGGGGGUGUCAUAAAAAAGGACCCGUGGAAUAAUAGUGAAGAAAUCAUAGCCAAUGCAAAUUCUCAUGGCUCAAAAUCUCUCCAUUUGGGAAGGGAGAAUGUGUCCUGUGCCACCAUUUUUCUUAUGACUCAGUUUGUGACUUUUUAUAAGUGGUUUGUAUGUAGUAUAGGGGUUUCACAGCAGCCUGAUUAUAUAAACUACUUCGUAUUUUGUUCCUGAGGUUAGGAGUUUCCUCCUUCACAAGAACUAGAACCGAUUUGUAGAGUAACAGAAAUGUCUAUUUUCAUGCAGCUUUUUUUUUCCUGAACGUAAACUACAAUUUCCUAUUUGCUUUUUAAAUUGUCAUACAACUCGAAUCUUUAAUCUCAAUCCAGAUGAACUGACUGUCUGCAGCAAAGCUUUCCCAGCCUUGGUUCCCAUCCCUGAAAAUUAGAAUAGAGCUCAUUCCCUGGCGCUCUCCAUGGUACUGAAUCCCCUGAGUGCAAUAAAUCUCUCAUUUUUCAUCACAUCCGAUGUGUGGUUAUUUAUCUUCACUGUCGAUUUUUGUAGGAUUUACAGGACAUUCAGUACAAAAUAAUCACAUCCCCCUUUCUGGCA